AUGCGCUUUCUCAUCUUACUUAUCACUUCAUUCUUCACGCUAAUAGUGGCCUCAAACAACCCGUUCAGUAACCCAUCUAUUCAGCCUCCGCAAGGCGGCGACACGAUCAUCAACCCCAGAGAUGCCGACAUCGACAAGACAUGUAGACGCUUACGUACGUUGACACAGCUCAACAGGAUCGCACAUAACGAGACCCUCAUGAACAUGAUGACCAUGCGCGACAAGUUCGCCCAACAACGCAUCGAUUGGAUCAAGAGCAACAGUGACGACAUCACUGCCAAACUCGACAAGCUGACAUCCAACUCAACGCUGACAGCGAAGUGCGACACCAUCAAUGCGCAGCGCGACACAGCUCGUAAAUGCAAGGCAUUAGUGACCUUGGAAAGACUGGUAAAUUCGACGAACGGGCAGACCGGUUUCAAUGGAGGACCUGCUACGGACUUUCUCAGCGAUGAGCAGGAACAGAAGUUACAGCAAAAGUUCGAGAAAGCGGAACUCAAGCUGCAGCAACUCAGGAGUAAUACUACAUUGAUGGGUCUCUGUAGCAAUGACGUCGUAUCGCAGCAGAAUGGCGCCAUUGGAAGUCAAGUGGUUGACAACAGCGGCGCCAUCAGCAUGACGAAAAGUAGUGCAAGGAGUAAUGUGCAUGAAUCAGGAAAUGCUUCAUCGCUGAUGAUUUUCAUGGUUCUGAUGACAGUGUCGAUGCUGUAG
This is a messenger RNA of Alternaria infectoria, 711 nucleotides long. RefSeq lists its product as uncharacterized. NCBI's taxonomy places the organism in Eukaryota, Fungi, Ascomycota, Dothideomycetes, Pleosporales, Pleosporaceae. The coding region runs from base 1 to 711 and encodes 236 amino acids. The record is from RefSeq and is a predicted model, not a curated record. The transcript has 2 exons.